AUGUCGGCCUUUUACACCACCACCGCCACCGUCCUCACGAGCAUGGCCUCCCUCCGCCUCUCGUCCCCCUCCGCGGCCGGCGGCAGCAUACCCCCCACCCCGCGCAUCCCCCAGCAGCCCUUCUCCCCCUCCCCGCGCUUCUCCCAACACUCCCCUUCCUACUUCGACGUGGACUCCUACUCCCCCUCGCCCUCCACCUCAGCAAGCACCGCCUCCCUCGGCGGGCUCCUCACGCCCGUCACGCCCCCGCGCGCCGUCUUCCCCGCCCCGGCCGCCGCCACCUCCAGCCACGCGCAGGGCAUCGCCGGCCUCGGCCUCGGCCUCGCCGGCCUCACCAAGCCCGACGGCUCCGGCCUCGCGUUCACGGGGCUCGGCGUCCUCCCCUCCUCCUCCUCCUUCGACGAGUACGCGUACGCCCCGAGCAACGCGCUCCUCGCGGAGGUCUACGCGGCCUUCUCCCCCGCCGCCUCGUCCCCGCCGCCCAGCGAGCCCAGGCCGUUCUUGCUCACCCGCGCGGAGCUGCGUCUGCGCGCGGUGGAUCUCACUGCGGAUAUGGACAUGGAUGUUGACGAGGCGGAAGGGAGGGCGGAGGGGCGGAUAUACCCCGCGCGCGUGGAGGACAUCUUCUGGAGCCCCGCGGACGCGCAGCGCGCGAUGGUCCUCGGCGGGCGUGUCGUCGCGCACCGCAAGUGA
Gloeophyllum trabeum ATCC 11539 is the source of this 693-nucleotide messenger RNA. RefSeq lists its product as uncharacterized. Lineage: Eukaryota; Fungi; Basidiomycota; Agaricomycetes; Gloeophyllales; Gloeophyllaceae. The record is from RefSeq and is a predicted model, not a curated record. The transcript has a single exon. Bases 1 to 693 code for a protein of 230 amino acids.